This is a messenger RNA of Sinocyclocheilus grahami, 3440 nucleotides long. RefSeq names its product low-density lipoprotein receptor-related protein 1B-like. The record is from RefSeq and is a predicted model, not a curated record. Gene Ontology annotation, cellular component: plasma membrane; signaling receptor complex. The transcript has 24 exons. Gene Ontology annotation, molecular function: calcium ion binding; protein binding. NCBI's taxonomy places the organism in Eukaryota, Metazoa, Chordata, Actinopteri, Cypriniformes, Cyprinidae. The annotation marks the transcript as partial.
AUACAUACAUCUGUCUGUCAGGCCAGCUCAAGUGCACCCGAAAGCAGAAGUGUAUACCAUUAAAUCUUCGCUGCAACGGCCAGGACGACUGCGGGGAUGGCGAGGACGAGACAGACUGCCCUGAGAGCACAUGUUCUCCAGACCAGUUCCAGUGCAAGGCCACCAUGCAUUGCAUCUCAAAGCUCUGGGUGUGUGACGAAGACCCAGACUGUGCGGACGGCUCUGAUGAGGCCAAUUGUGAUGAAAAGACCUGUGGACCUCAUGAAUUUCGCUGUGAGAAUAACAACUGCAUCCCGGACCACUGGAGAUGUGACAGCCAGAAUGACUGCGGAGACAACUCCGAUGAGGAGCAUUGCAAGCCGGUGACCUGUAAUCAUAAGGAUUUUGCCUGCGCCAGUGGGGACUGUAUCUCAGCACGCUUCCGUUGCGAUGGUGACUAUGACUGCGCUGAUAAUUCAGAUGAGAAGGAUUGCGAGACACACUGUGAAGAGGAUCAGUUUCAAUGCCACAACAAUCUCUGCAUCUCACGUAAAUGGUUGUGCGAUGGCCAGGAAGACUGUAAGACAGGGGAAGAUGAGAGAAAUUGCCUCGGAACAGUGCUUCCCUCCUGUUCUCUAAGUGAGUAUGUGUGUGCCAGUGGAGGAUGUGUGUCUGCCAGCCUGAGGUGUGAUGGACAUGACAACUGUCUGGACAGUUCUGAUGAGAUGGACUGUGUCAAGGAGUGCAGAGAAGAUGAGUUUCUGUGCAAAAACCAUGCUCACUGCAUCCCUAAACGAUGGCGCUGCGAUGAUGUGUUCGAUUGCGUGGAUCACAGCGAUGAGGAGAACUGUAGUCAUGAUGCUUUCUUCUGUCGCCCCGAUGAGUUCAUCUGCAACAACACCCUGUGUAAGCUGCAUGUGUGGGUGUGCGAUGGUGAGGACGACUGCGGAGACAACUCUGAUGAAGACCCCGAGAUGUGCGCCAAACUACCUUGUUCUCCAGCAAGGCUGUAUCGCUGCAGAAAUGACAGAGUGUGUCUACGACUUGAUCAAAUCUGUAACAAUGUGGAUAACUGUGGGGACAACUCAGAUGAAGAUGAAUGCGAGGCUGUGUCAACUAUGCCCAAGCCAUGUGGGAAGGCAGAGUUUACCUGUAGUAAUCGUAAAUGUAUACCUACACAACUGCAGUGCGACCUGUUUGAUGACUGUGGAGAUGGAGGAUCAGAUGAACAGGACUGCAAGGCUUCUUCAAAUGGAGACAUAUGUGGAAAGAGGAUGAAUCCAUGUGGGGAGGAUGCAGUGUGCAAUCAUACAAACACAAAUGCAAUUUGCCACUGCAAACCUGGCUUUCAGAGAAAUCUCAGAAGCAGAAAGUGUGAAGAAAUCAAUGAGUGUCUUAAUUUUGGCACUUGCUCUCACUAUUGCACAAACACAAAAGGAUCGUACAAAUGUACAUGUGACAAAAAUUAUAAGGAUAUGAAUGGAAGCUGCAUAGCAAAAGGACCAGAAGAUCGAGUGCUCUACAUAGCUAAUGACACUGAAAUCCGAAGUUUUGUGUAUCCAUUUAACCAGAGCCAUGGACACAAAGUACAUGCUCGCAUCGAGGAAAAUGCCCGCAUCAUUGGGAUGGAUGCUCUGUAUCACCAACAAAAGUUUAUCUGGGCUACUCAGUUUAAUCCUGGUGGACUUUUUUACAAAGAUAUCCUAAACAGGAGUCAGACUAAAACAAAUGUUGGCAUCAUAUGCCCAGACUUUCGCAGACCCAGAGAUGUAUCAGCUGAUUGGGUGACUGGAAAUAUCUAUUGGACAGACCACUCUAGGAUGCACUGGUUCAGUUAUUACACAGCUCACUGGACCAAGCUUAGAUACUCUAUUAAUGUGGGACAACUCAAGGGACCCAACUGCACCCGUCUGAUAACUGACAUUGCAGGAGAGCCUUACGCCAUUACUGUCAAUCCAGUCAAAGGGAUGAUGUAUUGGUCAGUAAUAGGCGACCACUCACACAUAGAGGAGAGUGCGAUGGAUGGCUCCAUGCGUAGAGUGCUACUGGAUAAGAACCUUAGGAGACCCACAGGGUUGGCGAUUGAUUAUUUCAGCCAGCGUGUGUAUUGGGCCGAUGCCGAGCUCUCUGUCAUUGGCAGUGUCCGUUUCGAUGGCUCAGACCCAUUGUUGGUAAUCGAUGGCAAACAAGGAAUAUCACAGCCGUACAGAAUAGAUAUUUUUGAGGAUUACAUUUAUGGAACAGGACUGAAAAAUGAAGUUUUCAAAAUUCAGAAAUAUGGCAAAAAACCUAUUGAACCUCUUGACUUGGGUAUUGAAAAAACAACAAAUGUCCUGAUAUCUCAUCGUUUCAAGCAGCAGGAUGUGGCCAAUCCCUGUCUACGGAUGACCUGUGAUUUUAUGUGCUUGCUCAAUCCUACCGGAGCCAGCUGCACCUGUCCAGAGGGGAAGACCUUGGUCAAUGGCUCUUGUAUUGACCCCAUUGUCUCAGGUGAAUUGUGCCGACCUGCCUGUGAGAAUGGAGGACGUUGCAUGGCCAAUGAAAAAGGAGACUGGCGCUGUUACUGCUGGCCUAAUUUCUCUGGGGAACGUUGUGAAGUCAACCACUGUACAGAUUACUGCUUAAACGGAGGCACAUGCACUGGCUCACCUCUUGGUAAGAAACUCUCAAACAGCUUUAUAUGCUCAGCUAAUUGGUCAGGGACGCAGUGCGAGAGGCCGGCCCCCAAGAGCAGCCGCUCCGAUAACACAGCUGGAGGAAGUAUAGCUAUCAUUGUGCCGUUGGUCCUGCUGGUCAUUCUGAUUACUACAGUGGUUGCAGGUGUCUUUAUCUGCAGAAGACGACAAAGGGGGAAACGUGUACAACGGCAGCCCAUAACUAAUGGAGGCAUUAAUGUGGAGAUAGGCAAUCCAUCCUACAACAUGUAUGAGGUGGACCAUGACAACCACGCAGAUGCCGGAAGCCUUCUCAAACCAAAUUUCACACUUGAUCCCCACAAGGGCUGGUGUGUAAAAUCCAGUGACCCUUGCACGCUGAAUAUUCACUCUGUCCCUAAGGAAGUAAUACCUGGACAGCCAAUGAACUACUCCAAUCCGAUGUACGCGAAGAUGUACCUCGAUGGUCAGAACUGUCGCAAACCAGUCAUCAACAUUGACGAAAGGAGAGAGCUACUCCCAAAGAACUUGAAACUUGAGGGGACGAUUCGAGAAACCGCCGCAUAGCCUGACUACACUUUGUACUCUUUUUUUACUUAAAUGUACAAAAUGUAUAAAACACAAGCAAAACAAAAAAAUUUCUAUUUCCUAUCAGGUUCCAGAUAUCUUGUUUAUAUUUGGUUUCUUGGCACCAUCAGCAUUGCGCCUUCAUGUCUGUUGCAAUAUUUGGAGUCAUACUUGUCCGUUUAAUUUUUUAGCAUUUUUGUUGAACUGCAUUUGUGAUAUACAACUGCUCAUUUGCACAUU